AUGGGCAGACAGCUGGGGCUCAGGGUGGGACUGCAGGGUGUCCAUACAAUGACUUGUUCUCAGUGGGGUACACCGCGUAGCCAGGGUCUGUUCCAGGAUGGAGAUAUAGUUAUCGGCGGGCUCUUCAUAAUUCAUUACCAACCUCCAUUUGCAGACCACAACUUCACCCAGUUGCCGCACCACAAACCUUGUACUGGUUUAGAUCAUGUUCCACUGCAGUACGUAUAUGCUAUGGUGUUUGCAGUGGAGGAAAUCAAUCUUAAUACAGAGCUGCUACCAGGAGUGAAGUUGGGCUACUAUAUUUUUGAUAGUUGUGGAAAACCACCAUGGGCUCUCCAGGCAGCUCUGUCACUAGUAGGAGGAAACCGCACCAGCUGUAAUUCAACAGAGUCUCCCAAUUAUUCUGCAGGUGAUUACCAAGUUCCCCUGAUCAUUGGUGGUGCUUCAUCUUCAACAGCCCAGAUACUCUCCAGAACCCUGGGGCCACUCUCUGUACCUUUGAUUAGCUACCAAGCGAGCUGCCCCUGUCUGAGUGACAGGCCCCAAUAUCCCAACUUCUUCAGGACCAUCCCCAGUGAUAUUUACCAAGUCCGUGCCAUGGCCCAACUUGCCAUACGCUUCAACUGGACCUGGAUCGGAGCAGUGGUAGCAAACAAUAAUUAUGGGCUAAAGGCAAUACAGAUAUUUCAGGAGGAGACUCAGGGGGCAGGAGUGUGUUUGGCAUUCGUAGAGACUCUCAACAGGGAAAACAUUCUGAGUGAUGCCAGACGAGCAGCACUCACAAUUCAGGCCUCAACUGCAAGGGUGAUUCUAAUCUUUACCUGGUAUACAGAUGUGAGGGAACUGUUUCUGCAACUAAUGAAGAUAAAUGUGAUUGACAGACAGUUUCUGGCCAGUGAGGCUUGGAGCACCAGUGGCGAUCUUAUCCAAAAUCUUGCCACAAGUAAAGUGGCAAGUGGUGUUCUUGGUGUGGCCAUUCGAAGUUCAUCUAUACCUGGAUUUGAAAAUUAUCUCAGAAAUUUGCACCCAGUUCUUCAUACUGGUGAUGACAUUUUAAAGGAAUUCUGGGAAGCUGAGUUUGGGUGCAGUCCUGGGGCCACACCUCCCUUCACAUUUUCCUCUUCCUCUCUACCCCCUUGCAGUGGCACAGAGUCCCUGGAGGGAGUACAGAAUCUCUUUACUGACACCUCCCAGUUAAGGGUGGCAUAUAAUGUCUACCUUGCUGUUUAUGCUGCAGCCCACGCCCUUCACAGCCUUCUCUCCUGUCCCAACAGUAACAGCCCUCCUGGUGAAAACAGCUCCAUCUGCUCCUCUCCAAAAUCCAUCAAACCCAUUGAGCUGUUGCAGCACUUGAACAAAGUGAAUGUCACCACACCACAGGGUGAAAUGUUUUAUUUCCAAGGGGCCGACAUUCCAGCAAAGUACGAUCUUGUCAACUGGCAGAACACUCCUGAGGGGACACUAAAACUUGUGUUAAUUGGUCGUGUGGAUGGGUUUGAGCUCCACCUUAAUGAAUCAGCUAUUCAGUGGAGCACAGGAUCCAAUCAGGUGCCAAUUUCAAUGUGCAGCGAGAGCUGCCCUCCAGGGACCAGAGUGGCCAACAGGAAAGGGGAACCUGUCUGCUGCUUUGACUGUAUCCCAUGUGCUGAGGGGGAGAUCAGCAAUACAACUGGUUCCCACCACUGUGAGCCCUGUCCAUUAGAGUUCUGGUCCAAUGAUAAAAGAACUGUCUGCAUCCCUCGUCAAGUGGAUUUCCUUUCCUUUAAUGAAACUUUGGGCAUUACCCUGACUACAGCAGCUGUGUCUGGGGCUACAGUGACAACAGCUGUGUUUGUGGUGUUUCUUAGCUACCGCCAAACACCUAUGGUACGAGCCAACAACUCAGAACUGAGCUUUCUGCUUCUCGUGUCACUGAAGCUCUGCUUCCUGUGCUCACUGGUGUUCAUUGGUCGUCCAUCAGUCUGGACUUGUCGGUUCCAGCAGGCAGCUUUUGGGAUCAGCUUUGUACUCUGUGUUUCCUGCCUCCAAGUCAAAACCAUAGUGGUUCUUGCGGCAUUCCGCUCAGCUCGGCCUGGUGCUGAAGCCUUGAUUAGGUGGUUUGGUCCAGGCCAACAGAGAGGAAGUGUCUGCUUCUUCACCUGUAUACAGGUUAUCAUCUGUGCUGUAUGGCUGUCCCUCAGUCCCCCAGUGCCUCAACAUGAUCUGGGUUUCCGAGGGUCAAAGGUCACCCUCAGAUGUGCCAUGGCCUCUGUGGUGGGUUUCUCUCUUGUUCUGGGUUAUAUUGGCCUGUUGGCCUGUACCUGCCUCCUCUUGGCCUUUCUUGCUCGGAAACUCCCUGACAACUUCAAUGAGGCCAAACUGAUCACUUUCAGCAUGCUGAUCUUCUGUGCUGUCUGGGUGGCCUUUGUCCCUGCUUAUGUUAGCUCUCCUGGGAAAUACACAGUUGCCGUGGAGAUUUUUGCAAUCCUAGCCUCAAGCUAUGGUUUACUCUUCUGUAUUUUUGCUCCAAAGUGUUUUAUUAUUCUGUUGAGGCCUGACAAAAACACUAAAAAGCACCUGAUGGCCAGAUAG
Messenger RNA from Lates calcarifer (barramundi perch), 2571 nucleotides. RefSeq names its product extracellular calcium-sensing receptor-like. Gene Ontology annotation, biological process: G protein-coupled receptor signaling pathway. The record is from RefSeq and is a predicted model, not a curated record. Gene Ontology annotation, molecular function: G protein-coupled receptor activity. The transcript is spliced from 12 exons. Lineage: Eukaryota; Metazoa; Chordata; Actinopteri; Centropomidae. The coding region runs from base 1 to 2571 and encodes 856 amino acids. Gene Ontology annotation, cellular component: membrane.